UCUUCUCCGUAGUUACCUUUCCUCCAUUGUCUCUCUUCUUCCGAGAAUUUUAGCGAAGGAUGUCGAUGCCACAAAUUUCUGAAGGUGCCCUGAAAGUAUUGUAUGACGAGGACAAGCAAAAUCCUCUUCAUAAAAACCCUAAACUUCAAUUGCUCAGUAUCAAAGGUGUAAAUGUAAAUGGCGGAACUCGCUACAGAGUUAUUGUUUCUGAUGGUGUCCACUAUAUGCAAGCAAUGCUUGCCGCGCAGCACGCACAAUUAGUUGACGACGGAUUGAUAAAAAAACACAGCGUGAUUCAGAUUACUGAUUGUGUUUGUAAUCCAUUGCAAAACAAAAAACUCUUGAUCAUUUUAUCGUUUGACAUUGUUCAAACCGAUGUCGAGUCUCGUAUUGGUUCACCCACAAAUCUUGAAGAGGCAGCCAACAGAUCGAGUGCAACCACCAGCGUUAGCAAUACGAACGGUACUAAACCCGUCAACAGACCAGCUCCUAGUGCCAAUGCUAGCAUGACCCCAUUUUCGUCUAGCGCCAAUAUGCAAUUGGAAGCCAACAUCACGCCUAUCAGAAAUCUAAACCCUUAUCAAAGCCGUUGGCAUAUUAAGGCUCGAGUAAGUCAAAAAUCAGAUAUCAAGAAAUGGCGUAACGCCAGAGGUGAUGGACAACUUUUCAGCGUCAAUCUCCUCGACACUACCGGUGAAAUAAAGGCAACUGCUUUUAAUGAUCAAGUAGAUCGCUUGUACAACAUGCUGGAAGAAGGAAAGGUGUACUAUAUCUCCAAGGCACGCGUUACAAUGGCCAAGAAACAAUUUUCUACACUAAACAAUGAAUAUGAACUUCAGUUUGAAAAUGCUACUGAAAUUGAAGCUUGUCCGGAUUCAGGAAAUAUUCCUCAAAUCAAUUUCGAUUUCGUCAAAAUUGCUGAUAUUGACAGAGUACCCAAGGAUACUAAUAUUGAUGUCAUUGGUGUUGUUGUGGAAUCGUCCGAAAUAAAUGAACUCGUAUCCAAAGUGACAGGAAAGCCCAUGAAGAAAAGGGAUGUGAUGAUUGCUGACGAGUCUCUUAAGCGCAUCAAACUAACAUUAUGGGAUGCUAAAGCCGAGCAAUUUGCUGAUCAGACUAAUCCUGUAGUGGCAGUGAAAGGCGUUCGUGUUAGCGACUUUGGCGGUCGUUCUUUAUCACUGGGUAGUGCUGGUUUAUUAAAGAUCAAUCCAGACCUUCCCGAAGCAGAAGCACUCAGUAAAUGGUAUGCAGACAAGGAUCCUAAUAUUCAGAUUACUGGUUAUAGCUCUUCUGCCGUUGCUGACGGUGCGGGUGAAGGCUCUGUUCGUACCAACAAGAAAAUUACCUUACAGGAUGCCAAAUCUCAGGGUCUCGGUACCAAUGAUAAUCCUGAUUAUUUCUCCUUUAAAGGUACUGUUGUUUAUUAUAAAACUGACAGUUUUGCCUAUCCUGGCUGCCCUACAUGCAGAAAGAAGGUAGUUUUAGAAACCGAAGGAUGGCGUUGCGAAAAGUGCCAAAAGACCUACCCAUCUCCGGAGUACCGCUACAUUUUAACUAUGUCCGUUGAAGAUGGCACCGGUCAAGUAUAUGUUAAUGCGUUUGAUGAAGUCUCAGGUGUUUUAAUCGGUAUGAGUGCAAACGAAUUGAUGAAACUUUCCGAAGAAGAUUCAGCACAAGUUCAAAACGUAUUUAACAAGGCAUUGUGGCGUGUCUAUAAUUUCAAGAUCAGAGCGAAGCGUGAAACUUUCAAUGAUUUAACUCGUACCAAGUUCAAUGCUUUUGAAGUCACACCCAUCAGUUAUGAGAAAGAGUCUCAGGAAAUGAUUUCUCGUAUCGAAAAAUACUUUUAGGCAACAAAAAUGAAGAGUAAAUUGGUUAGUUGAAACCUUGUAUAAAUCAUAUCAGCACGUUUAAGUAAAAUAUUAAUUGGCUUAAAGUGUGUACAAACAUGCUUUUGAUAUCCUUAUAACCUUAUCAAAACUCUAUAUAUUAUUGCUCAUGAUUCUUUAAAAGAUUAAUAAAAACUCUUAUCAUCUAUUUUUUUUUUUUUUUUUUU
Molecule: messenger RNA, 2056 nt
Organism: Mycotypha africana
Lineage: Eukaryota; Fungi; Mucoromycota; Mucoromycetes; Mucorales; Mycotyphaceae
Product: replication factor-A protein
Exons: 9
Coding region: 60-1850 (596 amino acids)
Biological process (GO): DNA replication; DNA repair; DNA recombination
Cellular component (GO): nucleus
Molecular function (GO): DNA binding
Source: RefSeq, a predicted model, not a curated record